Molecule: messenger RNA, 1507 nt
Organism: Rhododendron vialii
Lineage: Eukaryota; Viridiplantae; Streptophyta; Magnoliopsida; Ericales; Ericaceae
Product: mRNA cap guanine-N7 methyltransferase 2
Exons: 11
Coding region: 167-1243 (358 amino acids)
Biological process (GO): 7-methylguanosine mRNA capping
Cellular component (GO): nucleus
Molecular function (GO): mRNA 5'-cap (guanine-N7-)-methyltransferase activity
Source: RefSeq, a predicted model, not a curated record
GGACAUUGAAUGGAGAGAGGAACCAGAGAAGAGCUAGUUCCUAAAAAAAGAAAGUGAAUUUUAUUAGACAACUCGUGCUGAAAGCCCCAAUUUAUUUGCACUUUUGCGAUGGCCGUUGCUUUGUAGGAUCUCUGUCCUCUCUCCCUACAGGAAUUUUACCAAACACAUGGUGGGUGCCAUACCGGUUCACAAACCGACUGAGUCGACCCACCAUCGACUUUUCGAGUUCACAAAAACUGCCCUCAUCAAGAUCUUCGUCGCUCCUUACGCCACGGUGUGUGAUUUGUAUUGCAGUGGCGUGCCUGAUGAAGACAAGUGGGACGAAGCCCAAAUUGGCCACUACAUUGGCAUUGAUGUUGCCGAGGCUGGAAUAGGUAAAGUAAGGGAAGCAUGGGAGAGUCAGCGGAAAACCUACACGUCGGAGUUCUUUGAGCUCGAUCCCUGCCUUGAGGAUGUUGAGCCACGCUUACAGAACAAGGACAAUAUGGCGGACAUUGUUUGCUGCAUGCAGCAUUUGCAGUUGUGUUUUGAAACCGAGGAGAAAGCAAGGAGACUUUUGCAUAAUGUGUCAUCAUUGCUGAAACCAGGAGGUUAUUUCCUCGGUAUUUGUCCCGACUCGUCUACUAUAUGGGCUAAGUACCAAAAGAACGUUGAAGCAUACCACAACAGGAGCAGUAGCAUGAAGGCUAACCUUGUUCCGAAUUGCAUUAGAUCAGAGAGCUACAUGAUCACUUUUGAAGUGGAGGAAGAGAAGUUCCCAUUUUUUGGAAAGAAAUACCAGUUGAAAUUUUCUAGUGAUAGUUCUGCUGAAACCCAUUGUUUGGUUCACUUCCCUAGUUUGAUCAGGUUAGCCAGGGAGACUGGUCUUGAUUAUGUGGAGAUGCAGAACUUAACUGAAUUUUAUGAUGACAAUAGAGCGCAGUUUGCAGGCAUGCUACUUGAUGCUGGUCUGAAUAUUGUGGACCCCAGAGGAAGGCUUCUUCCUCGAUCAUAUGAUGUCUUAGGCCUGUAUACUACAUUUGUAUUUCAAAAGCCUGACCCAGAUCUUACUCCCCCUCUGAUGACUCCCUUGCUGCAAGAUGGAAGUCAUAACCAUGAAGAGAGAAAGAGUCAAGGCACUGGCUGGAGAGACGAUGAAAAGAAUGGACAAACAGAGCCAUCGCUUGCACUGGGCAAUAUAACUGAACAGAAAGGGAUUUUGGGCCCAGGACCAGCAGAUUUGCGCUUUUCAGAAGCUAUCUAACCUUGUUGUGACUUAAAAGCGACUGGGAUGAAAAAUGUAGAGAGGUGACCCCAAGAGUACUUCUAGUUUUUGCUUUUGGAUAAAAAUUAUGUACGUAGUUAGAAUAGUGUAAGAGGUAGGAAGGCUCAGUUAUUGUGAGCUUAGUUGUGCAUCAACUAUGAAGCCAUGCACAUUCUAUGAAUAAAUAAUGCUAUGAUUGUUUGUAGGAAAUGGAAACAUUCUUACUUUAGAAAAGAAACAUAUAGAUGGGAGCUUUCAGCCUUA